Sinocyclocheilus grahami is the source of this 2758-nucleotide messenger RNA. RefSeq names its product calcipressin-3-like. The record is from RefSeq and is a predicted model, not a curated record. The coding region runs from base 1 to 528 and encodes 175 amino acids. Lineage: Eukaryota; Metazoa; Chordata; Actinopteri; Cypriniformes; Cyprinidae. Gene Ontology annotation, molecular function: calcium-dependent protein serine/threonine phosphatase regulator activity; nucleic acid binding. Gene Ontology annotation, biological process: calcium-mediated signaling. The transcript is spliced from 3 exons. Gene Ontology annotation, cellular component: cytoplasm; nucleus.
AUGUGUUUUGUUUGUAAUUCUCCUCAGGAGCGGUUUGAGGCUCUGUUCAGGAUCUAUGAUGAUCAGACGUCCUUCCAGAUGUUCAAGAGUUUCAGAAGAGUUCGGAUCAGCUUUAGCACUCCAGAGGCUGCUGCACGCGCACGCAUCGAGCUCCAUGAAUCCGAUUUCAACGGCACGAAACUAAAACUGUACUUCGCACAGGUGCAGAAUUCAAGGGACGACAUGGAAAAGACAUACCUUGCCCCACCUCAACCUGUCAAGCAGUUCCUCAUCUCUCCACCUGCGUCCCCACCUGUGGGAUGGAGCCAGAGUGAAGAUGCCACACCUUUGAUCAACUACGACCUGCUGUGUGCUGUGGCCAAAUUGGGACCAGGUGAGAAGUAUGAGCUGCAUGCGGGUACAGAGUCCACUCCUAGUGUGGUGGUCCACGUGUGUGAGAGCGAUACUGAGGAAGAGGAAGAAGCCCGCCCAAAAGCCAAGAUUGUCCAGACCGGACGCCCCGACGGUCCCCCAAAAGUCUACAACUAAAACCUUUGGCACACUUCACACGUUUUUCUCUCUCUCUGUGUCUCUUUCUCUCAUCCAGGGAAAGGCACACUUUAUUUCAAUAACAAAAAAAGCUAAACUAAGAAUGGGAUGGAUGUGGAGGGGUGCUCCGUGCACAGGUGACGUGUGGUGUUCUGAACUGGACUCGUGAACUGAACACACUGUCUCACUGCUGCUCACGGGACAGCCAGGGGGCGAUGAGCUUGCGACCCCCGUCUCACAAUCAUAGCGCUUUCAUUCCCUCAUUUAGAGUCUUUGUACUGUAGCAUUGAAAAGCAGUAAUUGUAUUUAACAGUCGUAGAAGUAGGUUACAUGUAAACUUUGUUACUGUUUGUCACUUUGAUUGAUCAUCAAAGAAAAUAACGCUUUAAAAAAGGAAGCCGACCCAUUCUGCUUUCUCCGUGUCUCUCUCGACAGCCGUGUCCGCAUUCAUCUCCAUAUCGGUCAGGUUGGCACUCCUGCAGAGGUGGCGCGGCUCGCUGGGAUUGUGACCCGUGUGCGUAUUUAUGCCUGUUCAUACCAUGCUAGAAUGAGAUGACAAGUUGUUAAAUGGAAAUGGUAAGAACAGUUAUGAUGAGAGGGUGUUUACUAAGUUAGAUGUGUAUUAUUCUUACUGUGUAUUUGAUACCACACAUUUUUGCAUGCUGACUGGCGUAUUUUAUACUCUAUGUUAAAGCAACUUUAAGCAUAUCUGAUCGCUGUCUUUCAGAGUGAUUGGCCUUGGAAUGCGAAGAAACAGUUGUCAGGUGUAAAGUUCGAUAUUUUGUAUUUGUAUAGCGCAUCAUUCACUUGCAGGACAGAUAAACAAUUAGGAAAAAGCACAUGGUUUGGGUCUUAGUUUUACACCAUCUCUGUUUUGGCAUGAUUCUGUAUCACUUGACAGUGUUUGGUGUUUUUCAUAUCUUCAUUGAUUUAUUGAAUAUACAUUGACAUGCUCAAGUUUCGAAAUGAAAAUCAAUGUGCCGAAUGACCCAGAACUGAGUACUGAUAAUGAUACUGUCAUAUUGUUAAGUUGUGCAUUUUGCAAUGACAGAUCAAAUCAUAUAAAGGGAUAGUCCACCGAAAAAUGAAAAUUCUGUCAUAAUUUACUCCAAACCUGUAUGACUUUCUUUCUUCUGUGGAACUAUCCCAGUUCUUUUGUGUCUCAUAAUUGUUUUUCCAGUUUAUAAACCUCCACUGUGUUAAUUCAUACCAAAAAGGUAAAAAUAGAUGAAAUGUCAUUUUAAGAUAUUUGUUUUAGUAAUAAUGUACAGUCAGUGAAGUAGAAUGUCACGAUUGACCAAUCAGAUUGAGGAUUGCAGAGAGGCUUAUAAAGAUGGCGGUUAAAUUAGCCUUAUAAAAAAAGUCACAUUUUAGUCAAAAAAUAAUUUAAAAAAAAAAAGGAAAGAAAAUUCAGUUAAACAUUGAGUGAUAUUCAGUCAUAUUUUGAAAUGCAAUGAAAAAGAAAUAAUGCAAACAAAUAACUGUGAAAUUCAUGUGACUUUAUAAAUUGCCUUGCUCCCUUACAUACAUGUGAGAAAAAGAUUUCAAGUGUUUUGUUUAAAAGCCAAUCCUUUAGUGAUGAAGGACUCAUUUAGCAAAUAACUUAAUAUAGAAAUAAAUAAUUUAACUUUUUUUUAUUUUGUACUUCUGCAUGCUGUGACUUUUCCAUAGAUGCAGUCUAUCCCGUUUGUAUCUCACUCUGAAUGCAGCCCUUUUCUCCUGCCUUUUUCAUCCUGUUGUGUUUCAGUCAAUACAGAGGUGAGAAACAUGGUGAACAAAGCUAUUUGAGUUCUUGAUAACCAGCAUGAACAAAUGUUUUGGACUCUUUGAGUUUUGUGUGUGUUAACCUUUAAGACAAAAGGAAGAAGUUAAGUAUAUGAACACAAGAAGCAAAUUUGUACCGAGUUGUAAGAUAAGCCUACCAUUGGCAGCAUAAUGUAUUGAUAUUUUUUACUGUCUUUAAGGCUGUUGUUGCAGUUGCUCCGUAUCAGUAAAAUUACCUUGUUCUUUCUUUUCUUUUUAUAAGGAAGCCUACAGAUAGUCAGUUCUAUCACCGUUGCUGUUCUGUUUGGAUCUAGAUAUUGUCUAGUACUUUAAGUGUAGUUCAUAACCCGUGAACACGAAGCAAUAAUUUACAGUUAUAUGUCUGUGUAUGGUAUACAUUUUUUUUAUUUUAUUUUAUUUUUUUGCAGAGCUCUUCUCUGACUCUUAGCUUGCUUUUGUUUGUGUA